This is a messenger RNA of Alligator sinensis (Chinese alligator), 2667 nucleotides long. RefSeq names its product solute carrier family 25 member 30 (gene SLC25A30). The record is from RefSeq and is a predicted model, not a curated record. Gene Ontology annotation, cellular component: mitochondrial membrane. NCBI's taxonomy places the organism in Eukaryota, Metazoa, Chordata, Crocodylia, Alligatoridae. The transcript has 10 exons. Bases 114 to 989 code for a protein of 291 amino acids. Gene Ontology annotation, biological process: mitochondrial transport.
CCGGCCAGCUGCAGGCUCAGAACCACGCGGGCUGGCGGCGGGGCGAGGUGAGGGUCGGUGUGCUGCGCGGGGCAGCGUGGGACGCAGCGGGGAGCUCCGAAAGAAUUGAAAGAAUGUCGGCGCUGAACUGGAAGCCAUUUGUUUAUGGAGGUCUCGCUUCAAUCACUGCAGAAUGUGGUACUUUUCCAAUUGAUCUGACCAAAACACGUCUCCAGGUCCAGGGCCAAACUACUGAUGCCAAAUACAAAGAAAUUCGUUACCGAGGAAUGGUGCAUGCACUAGUGAGGAUAUGCAGAGAAGAAGGAUUGAAAGCAUUGUAUUCUGGGAUUGCCCCUGCAAUGCUACGCCAGGCUUCAUAUGGAACCAUAAAAAUAGGAACUUACCAAAGCUUGAAAAGAAUAUUUGUUGAGCGACCAGAAGAUGAAACCCUGCUGAUAAAUGUUUUUUGUGGUGUUCUUUCGGGAGUGAUCUCAUCAUCUAUUGCCAAUCCUACAGAUAUUUUGAAGAUUAGAAUGCAGGCCCAAGGCAGUGUGAUUCAAGGAGGAAUGUUGGGCAACUUUAUACGCAUCUACCGAAAAGAAGGCACUAGAGGACUGUGGAAGGGGGUGUCUCUAACAGCUCAGAGAGCUGCUAUUGUUGUUGGAGUGGAGCUGCCGGUUUACGAUCUUGCCAAGAAGCAUAUAAUCAUGUCUGGAUUCAUGGGAGAUACUGUGUAUACUCACUUCCUAUCAAGCUUCACCUGUGGGUUAGCUGGAGCCCUUGCAUCAAAUCCAAUUGAUGUUGUGAGAACACGCAUGAUGAAUCAGAGAAGCCUGAAAAAUGGGACACAAUCAGGCUACAAGGGCACUUUGGAUUGCUUGUUACAAACAUGGAAGAAUGAAGGCUUUUUUGCUUUAUAUAAAGGAUUCUGGCCAAAUUGGUUAAGACUUGGUCCUUGGAAUAUUAUUUUCUUUGUGACAUAUGAACAGCUGAAGAAAUUGGAUUUCUGACAGAUGCUAGAUUGUCUGUUGCAUCAAACUGUGCUUCUUUGGCAUUUGAACUUAGGGCAAUUUAAAAAAUGCUCUUUAGUGUUUGCUUGCAUCAGGCACCUAACAUGUUGACGGGAAAAAGCAAGUGGAUCAUCAUAAUGUUGGACUGUCCAAAAAGGUCUCAAAAAAAUGGUGGAUGCUGUAAUGUUACUUAACUAAUAUGUUAGAACCCAACCACCAGCUCUUGAGAUUGAAACUAAACUUGAUAGAAUUCCUCUACAAGAGACACAAGUGCUCUAGGACAUAAAAUGCAUGACAACUCAUACAUGUAAAAGCUUUUCUGGCUGCUUACAUUGCACUUCUGGACAAUAGGAAAAUAGCUACAACAAUGCUUCUCCAGAGGUAGGUAUAGGUUUUGGAAGUACCAAGCUCUUUGGUCUUCUUCCUGAACUGGAGGUAGUAAUAUGGUCAUAAAUGGCUGAUUGCAACUUCUUUUGAAAUUUUGGAUGCUUCUUAGUUCAGAUGUUUCAUGGUGAAAGGACAUUUUUCGUAGUAAUUCAGGCUAUAAUGAGUUGUAUUCUCUGUAAACUGACACAAACCAAAUAUACUUUCAAAGUAUACUUGUUAGGGGAUUUAAAUGUUGCAAAAUACUUUGUCAAAAGCUAAAUGUGCUUCUGGGUUGAAGACCUUCUGCCUGUUUCGGGAGUAACAAGGUUUAAUUAAAAAAAACAAAACCUUGUUGCUAGGAUUCGUCACAAUUCUGUGUGGUUUAAGGAAAUUCUGGCUUUUUUAAGAUGUGACAUUAGCAUAUAAUAUGGGGGAUUUUUGCAGAAAUUAGUCGGUAAAUCUUAAUCUGAGAAGUCAGUCUUUAGUUCCCCUUCUGCUUACUUUGCUGAGGGAAUUCAUUUUUUUUCACCCUUGUUCCACUGUGUGAAAGGAGUGAUUACUUCCAGCAGUCAUGGCUUCAUGUGUCACUGGAAGGAUGCAUGCCACAGUUGGACAAGUGAGGAAACGCAGGUGCCAGUGUAUGGAGAGCGUAGACUCAAAAGACAACUUAAUGCAAAUGCUACCUUCCUAAACGAGAAUUACAGGAAAAUUCUGUUCUUCACUGCUUUCAUUCAGCAAAAUAGGUCAAAGUUGUUGUUACACAAACAUAAUAUUCAAGACAGUGGGAGUUGAUUUCUAGGUAGGGUGUUUACCGUUGCCUUCAAACAGGCAACCAGUGCUGUCAAACUAAACACAAUCUGUGUUCAGAUUCCUGAAGAGACUCUUCAGUGUGUUUAGUCAUAAACAGGGAGUGGUGAAGUGCAAGAGUGAGAAAUGCCUCUUCUGUGCCUCCAGAAGAUGGUAGUGUUGGGUCAUUUAUGUGCAGUUACUCAUAGUGUGUGGAUAUCUCAUCUGGAACCAGUCAUCACAAUAGGUGCUUAAUCAUACAUUCCACUUAAAGCAAUUGUUUGAUUGUGGAUUUCACUCUUACUAGUUCAUUGUUAAAGUGGCUAAGUCUGAAAGCACAAAGUAGAUAUUUUUUUUAAAUGCACAAGGCACUUUUCUUUUGAGAACAUCCAGAGUUAGGAUGAUGUUGUUUUUUAAAGUAUUUUUGAAUAUUUAAGGUAAAACUACGGUGCAAGUUCUGCUCAUGUGCACUAAUAGUUUUUCUUUACUGCUAUUCGUACACAUACACAUCUUUCUAAAAUAUUUU